AUGGCGAAAUCGGUCUCAAUCACCCACGGCGGCGACAAAUUGCUGAGCUCGGUAGCAGCACUCAACGGCCGCGUCUUCAGUACCGAUCCAGUCAUAUCCUAUAUGCUCCUUGACCUGUCCCAGGAAGAGCGCCUGGCAUAUCUACCCACGUACUGGGGAAUCCUAAUCAAGUCAGCCUUGCUCAACGACGCGGUCAUCACCGAGGCCGAGGACUGGAAAGCCGCGUCUGUCGUGAUCCUGCCAGGCCAAUCUGUUGAGAAUACCUGGACGCUGAUCUGCGCGGGGUUCCUCGGUGUCCUAUGGAGGAUAGGAAUUCCAGGCUGCAAGCGUCUCUGGUUUGAGUUCUCUGGUAUGACCGAUAACGCGAAGAGAAAGGGUCUACGUGGACAAAAGCGAUACUACUAUAUCUUCAGCAUUGGGACUGAACUCGAGCACCGCGGUAAAGGCCUUGCCAGAGCUAUAAUGCGUGAUCAUCAACAGACGGCACAGGCAGCAAAUCUUCCAAUCUGGUUGGAGGCCACAACACCUCGCUCCCGCGAUCUAUAUCUCUCGAUGGGCUUUGAGGUAAUCGAGGAAAUCGUGCUCGGUAAAGGCAAGGUUGCGGUCGAUGCGUCUCUGCAGCCCGGAGGACCAGGAGUCCCCCUGUGGGCAAUGGUCUGGUGGCCCAAGUCUACUUCUGAUUCUGUUUCCUAA
Penicillium brevicompactum is the source of this 693-nucleotide messenger RNA. Its product is annotated as GNAT family N-acetyltransferase. Gene Ontology annotation, molecular function: acyltransferase activity, transferring groups other than amino-acyl groups. The coding region runs from base 1 to 693 and encodes 230 amino acids. The record is from RefSeq and is a predicted model, not a curated record. The transcript is spliced from 4 exons. Lineage: Eukaryota; Fungi; Ascomycota; Eurotiomycetes; Eurotiales; Aspergillaceae.